CGAUACAUGUCUAAGCACAAAGCAGACCUUUCUCAGACUGCUCUGCCAGCUAAGUCUUUAAAAGGUCAUGAACUUUGACCUUGACCCAUCCACAGCUAUGAAGUUUACCAUCUUACCAAGAAUCAGCUUGCCUUGAAUGCAAAUCUCUCCUCCUCCCUCAAGUUCCUCCACUAGACACAACAGUAUCUGACUUCAGAUUCUUGUGUUUUCAGAGGUAUUGUAGCUGAAUUUGAUUUGUUAUUUUCUACAAUAAUAAGAUUAAAUAUGUAUGACAAACAAAUGUUAGAGAUGACAACAAAUGAUAGAUUGAGAAUGAGAUGCAUUUUCAUUAUCGUAACCAUGUCUGCACCAUGCAGAGAAUAGUUUGUUCAGAAUCUGGCCUUGAAACUCAACCGGAAAGCUUUCAACUGCCCACAGACCUGCAAACAAGAACUGCAUAAAAUGCCCCUGUAGGCCUCUCAGCGGGUCCCUUUAUAUACUUGCUCAGUAUGCAAAUCUCCCGUUUAGAUUGUAUUGCACUGACUAACGGUCGUUCCUCCUCCUGUGCUUAUUAUGUUUUAAACUAUCAGGCCUGAUGAGUGUCAUCUAUCAAGUCUAUCAAGUGUUCAGAAUCGCUUGGCAACGCAGCACCACUAUGCUAAGGCCGAUUUAAAAGCGCGACGGCGUCCUCACCUCCAGCUCUCUCGGGCCCCCGCUUUGUGUUCAGUCACAAUGCGCGUUACCCAGCGACCGUUAAAACCGUUUGAGUACAGCGCGAGGGGCUGGACCCUCACUAAAGUGUCACCGAUGCUUUAAACUGUUGUCAAACUGUCUUUGAGCCCCAAACGGACUGGUAUAAAAUGUAAAGAAUGGCGUUUUUGGGUCACAAAAUUUGACGCUGGAUCUAAGCAAAACAAUUAAUGCAUACUGGAUUUUCAGCGUCUAAAACAAUGGCAGGAUUGUUGCCCUGAUAGGAAUACUGUCCUUCUGGAUGUGGCCUUCAAAUUUUUAUAUAAAAAGACACUCUGAGCCUAUGAAGAAUUUUCCACAAGAUAGGAACAAAAGAAGCAUCCUGACUUUGUCCAAAAGCCUGUCUCUCUGUUGUUCGGGAGGACGCGGUGGGACCAACAUGUCUGCCAAAGCCCCCAUAUACCUUAAACGCCGAAGCCGCAAAGGAAAGAAGGAAAAGUUACGUGACCUUCUUUCGUCGGACAUGAUCAGCCCUCCGCUGGGAGACUUCAGACACACCAUCCACAUUGGCAGUGGCGGGGGCGCAGACGAUCUUUUCGGUGACCUGUCGUUCCUACAAGGUAAAUUUCACCUGUUACCAGGUCAAGAAGGUCACCAGGGGUCAUUCCAACUAAGUCGCACAGCGAGUGUAAGCAGUCACCCGCCGGCCUACGAGAGCUCGCCGCUUUUGAAAAAUGCCUUGUCACUUCCUAUCAUUGGAGGGGUGCAGGCGCUCACCCUUCCGGCCCCCACAGCUCCUCUGACUUCAGCAGCAACAGCGGUCACUGAGGUCCCAACAGCACUGUCAACGACCCAAUCACCCCCAACAUCUCCAUCUCUCGCUCCACCUCCCAAACCUCCCAGACUGCACCUGGAAGAGAGGAGUGUGUCACGGCAUACGUCACUGCCUGCAUCUCCGAACCGCUCUCCACAUCAUUUGCACACACACAAACAAAGUCCUGAUCCUGAGGAAAAUGAAAAGUGUGUGAAGGAUGGUGAUCAGGAGGAAAAGCCGUAUCUGUCCAACGCUGGCUCUAUGCUUUCCCUCCAUCUGGACUUGGGGCCAUCGAUCCUAGAGGAUGUGCUUCAGAUCAUGGACAACCAGAGAACAGGGACAUUCAGUGGGCGACUUACACCCAGUGGACGACAACAGAUAUAUACCUGAAAGUGAACAAGAGGUCCAUGUCAAAGCCUGAUGGUACAUAAAUGACGUUUUUCUUCAUGUAUUAAAACAGUUUGCCCUCUGAGAAAACUCAUUUACCUGUUGUACAGUUGCAAAUUGUAUGCUCAUCAUACAUAUAAUCUUUGGAGAAGACCUUUGGAAGCUCUAGGAUUGGGGCCAAUUCAAACUGAAUGUUCUAUUGUUGGAUUUCUCUGGGUUCAAAUGGAAUUCAUUUCUCUUCAUUCUGGCUACUCUUAGAUACAUUUUGAAACAUCUGAAAGCAUUUAAGCAAGCGCAUGUAGAACUACCUGCAUUGUGUAUGAACUAUUACAGAGCAACUCUACAGGAAAAGAAAAACUGACAUUUUUCUCUUUCAAAGGAGCAAUGACAUCAUCUCCCCCUCUGUGUUGUUGCAAUUUGUGUAAUCGGGUAAAAAUGCGCAGCUCCUCCCUAAUGAUCUGGACACACACACAUGCCAGGAGGCCUCUGCAUCUACACCCUGGGUUUCUAACUUUCUCUUUUUGUUGGGAGUAGUUUUCAUUGUUCCGAAACAGAAACCCGAAGGCUGUUUUUUUCACGGAGCAGAAUAUGGAAUGUUUUUAUUUCAUAAAAUACCCUUUUUUUCUGUGUUUGGUUAUUGUUGCGGUCUCUGCAAUCCCUCAGGCUUUGACAGAUGAUCACUUUUCUUUGGCAGCAGUGUUUUUUUCUUUCUCUGAAUUGAGUGGUGGGCCUUAAGGAAGGGUUUGUGUUAUCUUGGUAACCCCCAUGUAACUCACCCCGCAUGGGUUAAUAAUGCUCUGUGCUUCCUGUUCACAGAUUAAGACCUAUUAGUGUUAGUAUUAUUUUGUCAGAUUAUAAUUUAAAAUAAAUAACUUUUAACCUUUUUUAUUAACUUACCACAAAGUAUAUCAAACAUAUAAGAACAUAGGUCAACAAUGAGAGCUUAAAAGGGCAAACAUUAGCAGAAUUAGUCACACUGCAAUCAACUUUAUGUGAUGCUACCUUUGCACUGUAACAGCAAUAAAUCUACUGUAUUGAUUUACACUAAUCAGUUCUCAUAUUUAAACAAAAACUAUUUGAGAUUUGAAUCUUUCUCAUUUUUUCCUCUUCUCAAAAGCUUUGUUCCAAGUAGCAAGUGUUUAGAUUCUUUGUUCCUUAUUUAUUUUUCUUUGUUCUUACAAUUGAAUUGUCUUACAGUUUAAUCCUUACAUUGUGAAUUUCAUUCUAAAGCUGAAUCUAUAUCCAAAAUCACAGUUCUGUGCACUUCAUUUCAUUUUUGAUAUACAUCUGAUCUAAAAGCAGAUUAAAUGCACAGACAGAUUAAAUCAUAUGGUAUACCUUUCCAUUUGGCUGUGUACUUAUUUUUGUAAGAAUAACAACUAAUUUCAUUACACUAACUAUUAUCAUACUGAACAGGGACCUAAAUGUUAGACAUAGAAUAAAUAGAUAUUAUCACUAAUCAUAAUUCUUAGUGUUUAUUUUGAAUUUUCUUAUACUACAUAAACCAGAAAUUUGUGACCUAAAAUUUCUCAUAGCCACUUUUCUGCUCAAAUAAUUUGAAAGAGACAAUAGACAAUGUUAAAUAUGAAAAUAUCUUCACUUUUUUUUUUAAAUUAGCUUAGGACAACAUACAGUAUAAAGCUCAUAUAAACCAUUGUAUUUAAUUAAGGGUGAUCAGGGUUACUGAGGAUCUUAUGAUUUUCCAUUACAACAAAACAACAACAAAAAGUAAAUAAGAGCACAAUACAUUUCAAAGUUCAGACCAACAAUAAACAAUUUGGUAAAUAUAGAUGGGUAUUUGUAAGUAUAAAUAGGGAGAUGCAUUGCUAAAAAAACGCAUUUUAAUAAGCAUCUGGGUCAAUAUCACCAUAUCACAAUUCUCAAAUUUUUGGUUUUAAUUUUCAAUUCACUUUAUGUCAUGUCAUAAAUAGUAGACACUCAAGUACUAUAGAAACAUAUUAGCUGAUCUUCCACACAUUUUUAUUUUUUAUUUUUAGAUAAUUAUGGGCCAUUAUUCGAAGCAUAAACCAUAAGAUAUGUCCACCCUGUCAUGGACAUAUAUAUUACUGUUUAAUAUAUUUUCAUUGCAAAAUUAAAAUGCUAAUUAUAUAUUCUUAUAGGUGUGAUGUCCCUUUCCUAAACAGAGUUUUUUGUUUGCUUUCAAAUUAUAAAUACAUAAAAGAUUUUAUGUAAACCACAUGUUUUUAAAAAAACUCAUACAAAUCGCACCUGUAUUUUUUCUUAUUUGGAGAAAACUGUGAUAUUAGGAUGCAUGUUAUUGCCCCCACACCUAGCUAUUGAACACACUGGAUUAUAUAGAUAUGAUUGAAUUAUUAUUUAAAAUAUUAAAAUAUCAAGAUGACAGGGUGGACCAGCACAUGACUGGGUGGACACAAUGCAGAACACACAAAUCAUGACAAAAUAUGACAGUGAAACAUUAAUUACCCCCCCACCCCAAAAAUCAUAUAAGAUUUUAGCAAUAUUAACUACAAGUGAAUGCUGUGUCCACCCUGUCAUGUGUAUGUCCACUCUAUGGAGUCUAAGUGGCUGACAGGGUGGAUAUUUUGUAACAACAACUGGGUGGACAUUUUGAGCUUCAAUUAGCAUAUUAGCUAAAAACUGACUAGCUGAAUAGUUAGUCUGCUUGGUAAAGAGAAUUUGGCAGGGGCGUCGCUAAGCACUUUUUAGGGGGGCUUCAGUUCAGAUUAGCUCUACAAAAAUAAUAAUUCUGAUUAGCUCUACAAAAAAUUAGAGCUAAUUAUUCCCCUUGAAAACGUUUAAAAUUGAAGUUUGGGCUCCUCUUCCCCGUUUUUUGUCUGCAUUUAGCACAAGCAUGUUUUUUAGUCCAAAUAAGUGAAAAAUACUUUAUGGUUUAUGGUAUACUUUAUCAUGGUUUUAGACUAAAGGGGAAACAGCUGCAUCUCUGUGAGGAAUAUUAUAGCAUUGCUGCCUAAUCAAUAAAAGUGAAUCAUUAAUGCCUUUGACUACACGUUAACCUUGUGUCAUGUGCCUCUACAGCACUUGUUCAGAUCUGCACCAGGAGACAAUUUUGCCCACGUGUUGGUUUUUAUUGUGCUUUAUUUUGUCAGAUUCUGUACUAGAUGUUAAGUGGAUGUUUGCUGCUGCUGUAAGCACUACAAUAGAUUUAAAGGAUAAGAUAUAGAGACAGAAACGUAAUGGGGAAUAAAUGCUGAUUUUUGAUCCAACAGUCUA
Molecule: messenger RNA, 5083 nt
Organism: Cyprinus carpio (common carp)
Lineage: Eukaryota; Metazoa; Chordata; Actinopteri; Cypriniformes; Cyprinidae
Gene: cdc42ep2
Product: CDC42 effector protein (Rho GTPase binding) 2
Exons: 3
Coding region: 971-1873 (300 amino acids)
Source: RefSeq, a predicted model, not a curated record